AUGGCUCUCGUGGGGGCCCAUGCCGCUGCUAUUGACGCGCAAGAUCAGCUUGUUAAGCGAGCCUCUCUUACCCAAGUCCAGAACUUUGGCGAUAACCCAUCAGGCAUCAAAAUGUUCAUCUAUGUCCCCGCUACACUGCAAGCAAAACCGCCUGUUGUGCUGGUUCUGCACGCCUGUGCUUGGACAGCGAACGCGUUUUUCGGGACUACGAAGUACGGCCAGUUGGCGGACCAACACGGCUAUGUGUUGAUCUACGGCCAAACGCCGACCGACGGGGCAUGCUGGGAUGUCUCGUCAAAACAGACAUUGACCCAUGAUGGCGGUGGCGACAGCACGGGCCUAGCCAACAUGGUCAAGUACGCCCUCCAGAAGUACAACGGUGAUACCAACCGCGUGUUUGUCACGGGCGAGUCAUCCGGUGCCAUGAUGACGCAAGUGAUGGCUGCCGUCUACCCCGACCUGUUCGCGGCCGCCUCCGAAUUUAGUGGAGAGCCGGCCGGGUGUUUUUACACCGGCACGGUUAGGGGCUGGAACAGCCAAUGUGCCGGCGGCCAGGUCCACCAUACACCCGCGGAGUGGGCAUCCAUGGUCCAUGACAUGUAUCCCAACUACAAUGGCCGGUACCCCAAGAUGCAAGUCUUUCACGGGGAUGUCGACACGACGCUCAACAUCAACAGUUUCAACGAGUCUGUGAAGGAAUGGUCUGGCGUCUUUGGCUACGCGGGCAGUCCGACUCAGACCUUCGACAACAACCCGGGAUCUAGGCUAACCAAAUAUAUCUACGGUGACCGCCUACAAGGAAUUUGGGGCCAUGGUUUCGGUCAUGUUGUACCGACAAAUGAAACGGAAGCCCUAACUUGGUUCGGCCUCCUCUGA
Molecule: messenger RNA, 876 nt
Organism: Chaetomium globosum CBS 148.51
Lineage: Eukaryota; Fungi; Ascomycota; Sordariomycetes; Sordariales; Chaetomiaceae
Exons: 2
Coding region: 1-876 (291 amino acids)
Cellular component (GO): extracellular region
Molecular function (GO): hydrolase activity
Source: RefSeq, a predicted model, not a curated record